UUCUCUGUGUGCGUGCGUGUGUGUUUUAUUUGCCGUUCUUCAUUUUCCCGAUAAAAGAGAAAGAAGCUUCUAUCUAUAUUCAUCGUCAGGAAAGAAGGGUCAUCUCAACACACAUGACUUCAGAUUUUGUACUACAAGUUCCUGAUGAGCUGGAGACAGCUCUGCAGUUGAAGACGGUGCAGUACUUGGUUGCACAGAGACCAUGGCUUGAUCUUUAUGGAGUUAAUGUUCGACCUGUUGCACCAUAUGGAAGUGCUAGUAGAAGUGUAAAUGUUGAUCCAGCGUUGAUACACCGUUGCUUGCCUGACGAGCUGCUCUUUGAGGUAUUGCACACCAAGAUCAAACAAAUUAUUAUGUUUGACAAGUUUUCUUUUGGUUUAUUUGCUGCACUUGAAAAGGGCAAAAACUCUGAAGCCAUGGAAGAUGGGAACAUGGAAAAGGGAUUGGUACCUGCUGAAGAUUUAGGCUGUGCAUCUGAAUCUUUUGAAUCAUUGUCAUCUCAGAUGAAUGAGCUAGCUGUUUCUUCAAAUUCCUCUGUAGACCUGGCAGAUUCUUCAAAUAUGGAAUCUCAGCUUGAAGAUAUCGAUAAGAGAAUUCGGGCUCUUAAAAAGAAGACUUCUGGUCAAACAGUAAAAGAUGUUGUGAAAUACAUGAAUUUUCGUGCUUCUAAAACUGAUGUUUUUAAUGGCCGUCACACACUGACAGAUGACGAGAUUGAAGCCGCUUUCAUGUACCCUGGCUUGCCUCCCACCAUGUGGAGAGCCUGCUUGAGGUUGAGAGGAACAACAUUAGGUGCUAACAAUAGGAUGGAUAUACUCUCACUUUCUACAACUAAAGUCAACAGUGAUGGUGUAAUUGAGCCUGAGGAUGAUAUUUCACGGGUAUCUCACAAUAGGGGUCUUGCUCCUUUCACAUUUGUUCCAUUUGAAGAGGUGGAAGCAUCGGUCUUGAACCUGCCUGUGGAAAAGAUGGAUUAUUAUGUACCUGGGUAGCACCUGGACCUUUAUCAUUUGUAAAUAUGUAAAGAUGCCGGAAAGAUAUCUUUGUACCAGAUGGCGUUUUUUCCUUCUGUGUCCAUUUGAUGCUCUAAAAUUGUAUUUAUCAGCUGAAAUGCUGUGCUGUGUACCAAAUGUUGUUAUCUGUUUUGAUAAUGGACACAGAAUUAGAAGCAGCGCACAGACGCUUGACAGUUAA
Messenger RNA from Populus euphratica (Euphrates poplar), 1194 nucleotides. Its product is annotated as F-box protein 7-like. The transcript is spliced from 8 exons. The record is from RefSeq and is a predicted model, not a curated record. Bases 114 to 992 code for a protein of 292 amino acids. Lineage: Eukaryota; Viridiplantae; Streptophyta; Magnoliopsida; Malpighiales; Salicaceae.